Copidosoma floridanum is the source of this 6134-nucleotide messenger RNA. RefSeq lists its product as uncharacterized. NCBI's taxonomy places the organism in Eukaryota, Metazoa, Arthropoda, Insecta, Hymenoptera, Encyrtidae. The record is from RefSeq and is a predicted model, not a curated record. Gene Ontology annotation, cellular component: nucleus.
UUGGAGUAAGCGUCGGAACUCGGUGCGCGCGUGAAAUGAGCAUAAAAGUUACGUGUAAAGUUACAUAAAGCCGUGCUUCGGAAAAUCUGGGGAAACAUACGUGUAUUAUAUGUUUGUAUGAAAUAAACAGUGACACGGCGUUGGGCGGUUCGUGUGCGGCGUGCGCGCAAGAGAGAAAAAAAAAAAAAAAAAAAAAAAAGAGCGGAGGUGAAAAAGAGAUAUACAUGUAUACCCAUGAGUUAUAAAGUAUAAUGUAGGUGCGUGUAUAUCUAAAAAGGAAGGAAGGGAAAGUGAGCGAAGUGUCUGUAUCUCUUGACUGCGUUCCGCAGAUCGGAGCUUCGGAGUCAGAAAAGAAGAGGAAAGCGUAUAGUACAACAUCAGGAGCGCAGUGCCGGAGGAGAGUAGGGAGCUCGACGUCGAUUGCCCCUUGAAAACGUGCCGCGUGUGCAGUACAGUACAGUGCAGUGCCCUGAGUACGCGGUGUACAAGUCGAAGGGGUUAUAUAGUAAGUUUCGGAGCAACGUCGUCAUCAUCAUCGUCGUCGUCGUCGGCGGCGGGAGUCAGGGUCUCUUCAUUGACGAAGUCGACAAUUGCGUGCAUGUGCAGCUCGUGCAUACAUUAUCAUCAACGUGGUAGUUGCUUUCGAAGCUUGGCAUUUUUCCUACAUGCCAAGUUCAAAUGGUUCAAAUGCAUAAGCAGACGUUGAAGGGACUGUACGAGUACGUCAUUCUAAGUGAAAAGAGACUAUGCCAUCAGGAAUUUAUAAGUUGACCGGUUGGUAAACAAAUCCAACUUAACAGGCACUCCCCAAGUGCCAAAAGGGAUAAAUGGAUACCUGGUAUGCGUCCUGUAACCGUCUAGGUGCCACUGCGGGUAUAACCAGCGCGUUUCAAAUAAGCGCACCAAAUAACAAUAACGACCAAGUGUCCCAUCAUUUGAGUACCACUGCUCAGACAUUGCCCUCCACAACUACGGCCCAGCUGCUCUUGCCAGCAGCCGCACCUACAACCCUGGCCGGACAAUCUUCGUCGUUCAACUCGGCAGGCUUUCUAACCACUCCGACUGCUGUAGGUUAUGAUGUUUUCACGCCAUUCUUCAGUCACACAAAUUCCAAACAGCAAACGCACUACGUUUCCCAAACUUCACAACCUAUUGCCAGGGCACAAGUAGUUGCUACCUCCAAGCCGGACUCUCCUGUGGAGUCUUGCGGAAAUUAUGCAUCGCCUCAGCAAGAUGACACGUAUUACGAGCAUCAGUCAUCAGUUACCUCACCUUCGACAGUCAAUUGGAACCUAUCACACCCCACCACGACUCAAAUCACGAGUCCCUUUGGAAUACUCCCUCACGAGAGCGUCGCAGUUUCGUCCCCUCCAACAACAACAACCACGGCUGACAACGGCGUUGGUUACGACAACAAUUUCGUAACGCACUACAGCAAUGGUACGGGAAUAACUCGAGCCGAAUCUAAGACGGACGCUAGGGAGUCGUCGCCCAUGAAUAACGGCGAUAACACAAUCAAGUGCAUAGUCACGGAGUCGUCGAUGGCCGGUGCUCACACGUUUUUCCAAAGCGCAAAUGCCUUCGACUCGGACGGUCUGUCUACGAGUUACUCGACCGACGAUCAGUCCGCGACGAAUUCGUCGGCUGUCCAAUCGUCCAUGCAUCACCAGUCAUGCAUCGUCUCGACUCCGUCUCCUGCAAACAGGAUCACUCAGAUGCCGUCGCGAUCUCCCGUACUCACAACGAUUUAUCUCAGUACAAGUGUACAGGAUAAACCAACCGUUGUGCAAGGUAACCACACGAGUCCGGAUCAAGGCCACGAUAGCAGCCAAUCAUCUCCCAUCAGCUUUUCGAUGAUGGACUCGCACAACCUAAGCUAUAGCACGGCGAACAGUAAUGGUACGGUUGGCAAGGCCAUCACGACCAAUGGUGGCGUUCAGCAAUUCCACGUGCUAAAUCAGCAGCAACAGCAGGCCCCGAGCUCGUGUCGGCACUAUAAUUCGGCGAUAACCGAUUCUACUGGUGAUUUCCACAUGCAGCCCGCGCGAUCAAAGUCUGCCACCUCGACGGACAGUGCGUACUCGUCCAAUACAUCGCAAAACGGUCCCGAUUGCGCACAGGUCGUCGUGCCACGCAGGCCCAGUCCCAUGCAGUCCCACUCUCAAGCUUCACCUCUUGGUCACGUGCCUAGCCCUGCUACUUAUCCUAUGUACAAUAGUCCCAUUGCUAGCAUGUCCUCGCCUUCGUCCAUGCAGCAACAAUGCGACGGAACGACGAGUACGCCCUACAAAGCAGGUGGUGUGACGCAGCAAAUGACGCCGCCUUCGCCCCUCGAUGUCAACAUCACAAGGUCACCCUCGCAACAAAAUCAAGUCGUCUAUUCAUCCGUGAUCACGAGAGCUCUUGGUGCUAAUGAGAACAAAACUUAUAAUACAGAUGCGUCGAGUAGAGCAACGUUUGAGACGCAAUGUUGGGACAACGAAAGUCAUCAAUCCAACGACCCUCAAAAGUUCUCCAACUCUACAUAUCUCACAACCGACAGCAACGAGACGAGCGUUCUCACGAGUCAUGGGAUUAGUCAAAAUACGUCUUGUAUGGAUAGUAGUUCGAUGAAUCUACAAAACCUGAGCAGCUGUCGACAGCACCAGCGAAGUAUGCCGUCCCUCAGCGAUAACGAGGAUGACGACAUGAACGAUGUCGAGAAGCAGCACAUUCAGGUUCAGGAAGCGACGAUUAUCGUGCCCGUGAGUGAAAAGUGCCAAAGUUUGGAUAAACCGCCAGAACUCAUUACCGUUGCGCCUGCAAAUGAGUACCAAAUUCAAGCGCCUAUACACCACAGCGUCGUAAUAAAUCAGCAACAGCCGACAGUGGCAGCGACGGUGCAGGCAGCACCACAGCCACAGCAAAAUGGUUACAUCGAGUUCGAGAGGUGGAACCUAACGGCGUUGCCUCAUAAUACGAAAAUAAUCACAGCCACUCCAGCAACGACGUUUACGGUUCAGCCCCAACCGACACCUCAAAUACACACCGCGAACUUGGUAGGUGCCGUGACGCAUCAGACUCAACCAAUCCUGGUCACUCACCAAGCGCCCGCGCCUACGAUCUCGUACUUUCCAACAACUUUUCACAUUGCUCCGGCAACUCACCACAUGGCUGCUGCACCCGUUCAGCAACAAACGCAUCAUCUGCAACAACAGCAGCAUCAGCCACAACACCAACAACAACAACAUCAUCAUCAACAACAACAACAACAACAACACCAACAGCAGCAGCAACAGAUCGUGCACGAGAUGAAUCCAACGAUAGGGAUGAACUCUGUUACCAUGACGGACAUUGACAAUAGUUGCCAGCAGAAUAAUAAUUUGUGUGUAGUGAACUCGCUUGAUAAGCCUGAAGUGAUAAAUCCAAAUAUCGAAGAAGAGCUCGAGUACUUGAGCUCAAACGUAACGCCAGCUGUUGUCAACAAUCCGCCACCCGUUACUUCAGAUAUAAGACGGGUGCCGAAUAAUGAUCCCAAUUCCGGGUUCAUGACGAGUUACCUCAAGUUCCUGCAAGGUGAAAAGGACUCUUCACCUCCACCAUCGAUGCGAGGCAGAAGAAAUAAUGCGUGGAACAACAGAAAUCCAUAUGGUUCUAUGGAAUCCAAUGGUGUUGAUCCAUGGGGUAGAAAUAUAUCAUCGGUGGCGCAACAAAAUUCGUCAGAUAAAUCGAAAGAAAUGCCAACGAUAGACUAUGCUAACGAUCCACGUUACUUUCCCCUUCCAAAAGAGCGCAAAAGUCACAGCUUUGAUUCCAGCGAUGACGGUUUCUCGAGCGAUGACGAGCUACCGCCUUUUGGAUCCAAGCGUAAGCCUAACCAGGUGGAAAGUGCCUGUCAAGUAGAAAGUCAAACGAUCCAGAUGCCAGCGCCUAUGCCUCCCCUACCGACUCGAAAUCUUCAUCCUGAUGGCAGACCAAGGAAAGGUCGGCCGAUUAAGCCCGGCGGUCCCACCGACAGGAAGAGAAAAGCAGCCGAAGCCGCUGCAGCUGCGGCUGCUGAAGCUGCUGCCAAAGGCAUUGUUCUUCCACCGGUGACUGUGAAAAAGAGGAUGAGGAGAGCAACGCAGUUGCCGCGUCGAGAGAGUUCAAGGAGGAAGGCCAAGGAUAAUACGAGUGUGAAGCAGAUGCUCGACAGCCAGCAGAGUGUCGAGGAUCAUGAGGCCGAGGAGGAGCAAGACUCAGACUCGGAUCCAGCGUGGACGCCAGCGGCCAAGCCGGUUGAGGAUCACGAGGACAAGAGGCGAAAGCGCGGUAGGGCCGUCAUAGGUGGCAAACGACGCAAGCUCAUGGACGGCACGAUCGAGUUCAGCACAGAGUUGGUCGCCGGGCCAAAGCGCGGCCGUAAAAGGAAGCAUCCGAUCGAUCCGGCUGCCAGGAGUAACGCGAUCAAGCUCUCGUGUAAGAUUGACGAGAAAUUGCUGGCCUCCAUCAGCGAUGAAGACAUCGAUAUUUCCCCGUUCAAGCAUUCUACAUUCGGAGAUGACCAAAUUUCGUCUGGUGAAUUUGUUGUAAUAAAAAGUGACUUGGAACAAGAGUAUCCGCCCUUGUGGAGAAUUGAUGGGAAAACUCUUUUGCAAAAGUAUGAACCAUUUCAGUCAAACGGGAAAUUUUUGUACAGAAAUAUAUCAACAUAUUCAGGUUGGGCUCCACAAAACCGUCACAUUUAUCAACAAGUACCAGUCAAAUUUUGGCAGCAAGGCAAAAUGGAAACGAUUGUUGAGUUUUUGCGCGACGAUAUGAUAAUUGACGACAGCGAAUGUAUCAGUAGAUUUAUGAAAGAUACUGAAAAGUAUCAAGAUAAUUUCGAAGUGUAUAUACAAACUUUAAUUUCUCAAGCUCUGGAUUCAAAUUUCCUCACAGAAAUUUUCCAAGAAAAAGACGAUUACUUUUUGUCGAACGUUAAAACGGUUGACGAAAUAACGGAGGAGCGGAAGCAGCGAUUGCUUUCGACUACUAACUGGCAGUCUAAUGUUGUAACUGCAUUGUCCACUUGGCCUUGCAUAAAUGUGCUUAGAGAUAAUAUAGCGGAUUAUAAAGGCAAAUCGUGUGCUGGAUGCAGUCGAGUCAAAAUCCACGCCAGAGUUCUUCUAUAUGGACAGCCUUACAAUAGCACAACGCUGGAAGGUUCUCAACCCAAUCCUCAAGUGCCUCAAGAGAAGGAUUUUAUGUUUUGUCGAAUUUGUCAAACAAAAGUGGCACUGUUUAAUAAAGUAGCACAUCAAAAAUACCUCAUGUUCUUGGAAUGUGCACGUAGGGUAGCUGAUAAAAGGAUAGCAGAUCCACUCAAAGAUACUACAAUUAUUCUUAACGAAUUGUUAGCCGAUGAGUUGUGGUUAAAUCAGCUUUUCCGAGAUGUGAGGAGAAUUUGGGGAGAAAUAGAUAGUAUUCAUCAGCAAAUGAAAAAGAAGGAAGUUCUCGCGAACAAAAAUGCUGCAAAUAAUGCACUGGCUCAAGUGAACGUUCCAAAUAUGCCAGAGGCAUUACAUAUGGUAACCGAAUCUCAAGCCAUAGUCUCUUUUAACAGUCAAAUGUGCAGCAAUUUUUCAUAGUUCUGAUGUGGAUGAUAGUUUCUCAAUGCAUUUGUUAAGCCAUGAUUGAGACUAGUAAUUUGUUGAACUGUUUAUUAAAUGAUUCGGAAUAUUCAACGAACGUAUUUUAUUGAAUAUAGGGACUAAAUCAUUACUGCGAUACGCGUAGUGUACCGCAUAUAUUUUAUGUUUGUGUUUAAACUAUAGCAGUGAUGUAUGUGCAAACGAGGAAACGGUGGUGUUUGUUAUAAAAACUUUGAAAAUUCAUUCAGUUAGCAUUAUCAACCUAGUCUACAAGAAAAGCAGACAACUUCCUCAUGGUUCUAUGUAUAAGUCUGCAAUGUUUUUAUUUUUACUGAUACUAGAGGCGCAGUUAUAAGAUCGUGAAAGCAAACUUCCUGUAAGGCUUCUAAAUGUAAGUAUGGGUUAUCUGUUGUAGGUCUAGAAAAAAAAACAACAAUUUAUUAAUAAGUGCGAUUCAGCUUUAUUAAGCAAAUUGAUGUAACAUGUAUCAAGUUCACACAAUAAUUAACGAGAAAAUACUAAAAAUAUCAAAUUAGAAGUAGU